This is a messenger RNA of Beta vulgaris subsp. vulgaris (sugar beet), 4350 nucleotides long. RefSeq lists its product as uncharacterized. Bases 1 to 4350 code for a protein of 1449 amino acids. Gene Ontology annotation, molecular function: nucleic acid binding; zinc ion binding. The record is from RefSeq and is a predicted model, not a curated record. NCBI's taxonomy places the organism in Eukaryota, Viridiplantae, Streptophyta, Magnoliopsida, Caryophyllales, Amaranthaceae. The transcript has 12 exons.
AUGUUUAGAAAGCUUCAAGUUUUGCAACAACAUUCUCUAAGUGUGGAGGAAUAUGUGGUGGAGUUUGAGAGGAUAAACAUGCUAUGUGAUGUGGAUGAGAAAGCCGAGCAUAAAAUUGCUCGUUUCAUUGCUGGUUUGGACAAGAAGUUAGCCAAGAAGGUUGACCUACAACCCUAUUGGAGUUUUGAAGAGGUGGUACAAGUGGCUAUGAGGGCUGAGAAGUAUGUUAAGGCCAAGAAAGCCUCCACCUUUAAGCCUUUUGUGAAGCAAGGAGAUAAGCAAAGUGGCGCCAAGAGAGAGGAAGGAAGUAGCUACACUACCCCUACUAGAUUCGACAACUUUAAGGGGGAUAAUGGGAAGUCUUCUACACCUUUAGCCACUGAAGAGAGGCGCAUAUGCUUCAAGUGUAAAGGCUAUGGACACAUCUUAAAGGAUUGCCCUAAUAAUAGAGUGAUGCCAUUAAGGGACAUCCAAGAUAUUGAUGCUGACUCUGCUAAGCGAAGCUUCGAAGAAGAGGAGCAUGAGGGGGACAAGGAACAUGAUGAAGAGGUAACAUAUGAGAUAGACUCAGAAGAGGAGCUAGUGUAUGAGGGACAACAACUCAUUGUGAGGCGUAUGCUCCACACACAACCAGCCCCUUUGGAUCACACUCAAAGGGACAAGAUCUUCUUCACUCGUUGUUUGGUCAAGCAAAGGGUAUGUGAUUUGAUCAUUGACAAUGGUAGUUGUGCUAAUGUAGUGUCUACCAAUCUUGUUGAUAAACUACAAUGGCCUACUUCAAACCAUCCACGCCCCUACAAAUUCAAUUUGCUCAGUGAUGAUAAUGCCAUCAAGGUGACAAAGCAAGCCUUAAUUUUGUUCGAAAUUGGUAAGUUUAAAGAUGAAGUUUUAUGUGAUGUAUGCAACAUGGAUGCUUGCCACAUUCUUUUGGGACGACCAUGGCAAUAUGAUCGACAUGUGAAGUAUGAUGGACGUACCAAUGUAUGCAUUGCUACUGUGGGAGGUAAGAGGACAGCCUUGAAGCCUUUGACUUCCACACCUCCAAAGAAAGGCUCAUUGUUAGUAAGUGCUAAAGAGAUUGAGAGGGAUUUGGAGGAAGAAAAUGAUGGUGAUGUGUUCCCUCAAGACUUGCCUCCAGGAUUGCCACCUAUUCGAGGUAUUGAGCAUCAAAUCGACCUAAUUCCAGGUGCUUCCUUACCUAACAUAGCUGCUUAUAGAUGCAAUCCCCAAGAGACACAAGAAUUACAAAAGCAAAUUGAAGAGUUAAUGGCUAGGGGAUAUGUACGUGAAAGCAUGAGUCCAUGUGCCGUUCCUGCUUUGUUAGUACCCAAGAAAGAUGGUACUUGGCGCAUGUGCAUUGAUAGUAGGGCAGUUAACAACAUCACCAUUAAGUAUCGUUUUCCUAUCUCUAGGUUGGAUGACUUACUUGAUGAAUUACAUGGUUCUACUAUUUUUUCUAAAAUUGAUUUGAGGAGUGGUUACCAUCAAAUCAGAAUGAGAGAAGGAGACGGGUGGAAAACAGCCUUCAAGACCAAGAUGGGGCUAUAUGAGUGGCUUGUUAUGCCAUUUGGACUUACUAAUGCACCUAGCACUUUCAUGAGGUUGAUGAAUGAGGUGUUAAAGCCCUUCUUAGGCAGGUGUGUGGUGGUUUACCUUGAUGAUAUACUUGUCUAUAGUAGGAGUGUGGUUGAACAUUUGACUCACUUGAAGGAGGUAUUUAAGGUAUUGCGCCAACACAAGCUCUAUGGGAAGCUUGAUAAGUGCUAUUUUCUAGUUCCUAGUGUCACAUUCUUGGGCUACAUUGUCUCUAAAGAUGGCGUUUCAGUUGAUCCAUCUAAGGUAGACGCAAUCAAGAGUUGGCCUAUUCCUUCUACUAUUUCUGAGGUACGUUCCUUCCAUGGUCUAGCCUCUUUCUAUAGAAGGUUUGUGCGAAAUUUCAGCAGCAUUGUAGCCCCUAUGACCGAGUGUAUCAAGCAAGGCAAGUUCAUAUGGACCAAGGCAGCCCAACAAGCUUUCGACACUAUUAAAGACUUGUCGUGCAACACACCUAUCCUUGCACUUCCAGAUUUCAGUCAACCAUUUGAAGUAGAAUGUGAUGCUAGUGGUGUUAGGAUUGGAGCUCAAAAGUUAAACCCUAGACAUGCUAAAUGGGUUGAGUUUUUACAAUCUUUUAACUUCUCUUCUAAGUACAAGGAAGGCAAGGCUAAUGUGGUGGCAGAUGCUUUAUCUAGAAGGCACUCUUUACUUGGAGUGUUGAGUUCAAGACUCCUUGGGUUUGAAUUGGUGAAGGAGUACUACAAGGAAGAUGAGAAGUUUAGGGAGAUCUUAGGCGCGUGCUCCAAGGGAUCACAUGGUUCUUAUGUGCUCCAUGAUGGCUUUAGUUUCAAAGGGGAAAGACUAUGCAUCCCUACUUGUUCUAUUCAUGAGCUUUUGGUAAGGGAGGCUCGUGGUGGGGGUUUAGCUGGUCACUUUGGCAUGAAAAGACUUUGGCUAUUCUACAAGAGCAUUUUUAUUGGCCAAAGAUGCAAGGUGAUGUUCAAGGGGUUAUCUCAAGAUGUGGCUAUGGAUUUCAUUGUGGGAUUGCCUAGAACACAAAGGGGCAAGGAUUCGAUCAUGGUGGUCAUUGAUAGGUUUUCUAAGAUGGCACACUUUGUCCCUUGUCACAAAACUGAUGAUGCUUCAAAGACACUAUGGAAGCUCCUUGGUACAAAGUUAUGCUUUAGUACUUCACAUCAUCCACAAACUGAUGGCCAAACUAAAGUGACUAAUAGAACUUUAGGCGCCUUACUUAGAGGGUUGGUAAGUAAGAGUACCAAGGAUUGGGAUGUGAAGCUUGCAUAUGCUGAGUUUGCUUACAAUAGGCCACCUACUUAUGCCACAAGAUGCUCUCCAUUUGAGGUUGUCUAUGGUUCGAACCCUAGGGUGCCUAUUGACCUUAUUCCCUUCCCUAGUGAUGAAGUUUAUCAUGUGGAUGCUAAGGAAAAGGCGCAAGCCAUGCUAAAGCUUCAUGCACAAGUCAAGGCCAGAAUUGAGAAAGUGAACACCAAAUAUCAACAACUAGCUAACAAGAAUCGAGUACAACAAAUGUUUAAGGUUGGUGAUUUGGUUUGGUUGCACUUAAGGAAGGAAAGGUUCCCAUGCCUUAGAAAGAAUAAGCUUAUGCCACGCUCAGAUGGUCCUUUCAAGAUUUUAGAGAAGGUUAAUGACAAUGCCUUCAAGCUUGACUUACCUGGAGACUACAAUCAAGCUAAGCUGUCUGCAGGAACACCCUCCCAGAAGAUACCUUCUCCACCAUCUUCCCCGCACCAAGAAUCCCCCACUUCACCUAUUACUCUCAACAUGGGUGAGAAUGUUACUCGAACCUUCAGAGACUACGCACAACCAUCUCCUAAUAAUGUGCCUACUGGGGUACGGAUGCCCACUAUUGCUGCUACAAAUUUUGAGAUCAAGUCUCAUGUUCUGAAUAUGAUUGUCAUUGAUGUGUUGGUUAAUGAUGACAUGCCUAAAUCCCUUCUGCGGGAUACUUUGGAGGCUUUGCUUUGUUUUACAUAUUCCACGGGUGAUGAUAGUCUCCGGAAUAGUGACAUGGAUGAUUGGGAAGCAGCUUUUACCUGUGUAGAGCUUGACGGUAUUACCACUCAUGAGGACGAACGGCAUAAAAUUCAUCUCGAGGAUGAUCAUCGUCCUAGUAUACAAGGUCAGCGUCAUUUGAACCCCAAUAUGCAAGAAGCUGUCAAAAAAGAGAGGAAAGACAACAUCCUUCAUGCCAUCUACUAUGCUAGGAAGACACUAGAUGAAGCUCAAGUCAUUGUCUACACCGAUCAUGCUGCAUUGAAGUACCUCCUAGCAAAAACGGAGGCAAAGCCUCGACUCAUUCGGUGGAUUUUGCUGCUCCAAGAAUUCGACUUGGACAUUAAAGAUAAAAAAGGUGCAGAAAAUGUAGUGGCUGACCACUUGUCCCGAUUGCAGUAUGAGGAUUUGGAAGAAGGCCUACCCAUUGAUGACCCCUUUCCUGAUGAUAAGCUCCUGGCAGUCACUUCUAUUACCCUAUGGAUUGGUGACCAACUGGAGAAGUUCAUGCAAAAAUUCGCGGCAUUGCUUACUGGAGCAAAGCCUGAGGAGAUGAUGAGCAUGCUCCAGCGGAUGGAGACUAGCAUUACGGCCAACCCGACGACCAUCCAGGGCAUCAGCCAGCAGGUUGAUGCCAAUGGUGUACUUCUUCAGAAUCUCAGUCAGCAGGUCGAUACAUUGGCCAAUGAUCAGCACCUGGCUCUGUAUUCGAUGUACGACGAGAACUGCCGCCUUCAUCGCAUUGUUGAGCAUGAUGCACACCCUUCUUGGUACACUUAG